UCUUAUCUAAAACACUCUCUCCGAUUUCACUUCCGUUCAUCGCGGCAGUCUGAAAGCACACGUUGAAAAUCGGCAGUCUGAAAGCGAACGUCGCCGCAGGGACACCGUAGAGCAAAGCAAUGAAGCCUCGGGUGGAAAACGGUGUGGUGUACUCGCCUUUUCCGAGUGUAGAGGUGCCCCUUUGCUCGGUGUACACGGUCGUCAAAAAUGCGCUUACGGAGUGCCCGGAGCGAGUGGCUGUGGUCGACGAGGAUGGAAGGCUUACAAGCGGCCAGCUCUUCGUCCGGAUGAAGCGCUACGCUGCCGGCUUCCAGAAGCACGGCGUAUCGGCAGGAGAUAAAAUUUGCAUCCACUUGCGGAACAGCGUGGAAGGCUUCGCCGCCAUGUAUGGCUGUGUCUUCGCGGGGGCCACCCUCGUCCUUGCCAAGCCUUCUCUUACUGAAAGAGAGCUGCAAUAUCUCAUCAGCGACAGUGACUGCACGCACAUCCUUACAGACAGCAAGUUUGCAGCAAAAAUUAAAAGUGCAACUUCAUCAUUGUGCAUAAAGGGUUUGUUCGCUAUGGGCGAGGUGGAUGGGUUCGUGUGCGCGGCCUCCUUUCGAGACUUGGAUGAGGCCGGCUUCCGGGAGUGCCCAAUCGAGGACCCAAGAGACACGGUCCUCGCAGUCGUUUACACUUCUGGCACCACGGGGCUUCCAAAAGGCGUCGAGCUCACGCAAUACAGCUUCGUGGUCAACUAUUGCGUGGUCAAAGCGGGCAUGCUUUACGACACUGCGGACGUGGUGCUUGCCUCAGCACCCAUCACACACGUGUCAGGACUCCUGUGGACUCCGAUGUCCGUGCUGAAUGGAGCGACGUGCAUUUUGACACCACCCCUAUUGAGACUCCAAGACUUGGCUCCUGUUGUCAAGAAACACGGUGUGACGAGGGCGUUCUUCUUUCCCUCUCAACUUCGCGCCCUGUGCGAAGAGAUGCGACGCUCGGGGGAGCGGCUAGACACAAUUCGUCGUGCGGGCGUCGGCGGUGCGCCCCUCACUCGAGCCACAUACGAUGCCGCCAUGAAAGUCUUCGGCGGCCUCCGGAGUCUGGUUAACGUCUACAGCCUCACCGAGUGCGGUGGCAUCCUAUGCACACCAUCCACGAACGGCACCACAGACUUGGGCUUUCCGGCUUCCAUGACCGAACUCAAGGUGGUGGACAUUGUGUCCCGUCGGACGCUGGGCCCAAAGGAGAUCGGCGAAAUUUGCUUUCGCACUCCCACUGUCAUGCGUGGCUACUACAAGCGGCCGAAAGAGACAGCGGAGUUCUUCGAAGGUGACGGCUGGUGUAGGACAGGCGACGCUGGCUACUACGACGAAAACGGACGGUUCCACUUCGUGCAGCGUUUGAAGGAGAUGAUCAAAUGCAUGGACAACCAGGUCGUACCCGCGGAACUCGAAGGGCUACUGCUCCAGGAAUACUCGGGAGACAUCUCUGAAGUGGCCGUGGUGGGACUCGAGCACCACGAGCUCGGGCAAGCGCCUGCGGCUGCAGUCGUGCUCAAGAAAACACCCGGUCGCGAUGCACUCACCGGCAUUGCAGAUAAGAUGAAGGCUACCAUAGCAGGAAACUUGGCCAGGCACAAGUGGUUAUAUGGAGGCGUGUUCUUCCUCGACUCCCUACCAAAGACAGACACUGGGAAAGUCAACAGAACAACACUGCUUCAAAAGUGUGCUACUUCGACGCCUCUUUGAAGUUAUAGACUCAUCUUUGGGAAAUCAAACACUUAUCCUAGAUGGUUCAUCGUAAUAAAGCUGGCGUUGAGGCCCCGAAGAAAAGAGGUUUUAUUAUGCGUUAAUAAUUUAUUGCAUUCAGCACCAUAAAUUUUGUGGCGAAGUAAAAUACGAGUUGAUGAUUUUUAGGUUCUCGCGUAAUUUUUUUAAAAGUAGCCUGGAAAAGCCAGCAUAAUUCUUGCCCUUGAGCUGAAUUAUACGAUUAUACGACUAGGG
Messenger RNA from Dermacentor albipictus, 1988 nucleotides. RefSeq lists its product as uncharacterized. The record is from RefSeq and is a predicted model, not a curated record. Gene Ontology annotation, molecular function: CoA-ligase activity. Lineage: Eukaryota; Metazoa; Arthropoda; Arachnida; Ixodida; Ixodidae.